This is a messenger RNA of Fusarium poae, 2337 nucleotides long. RefSeq lists its product as uncharacterized. The record is from RefSeq and is a predicted model, not a curated record. The coding region runs from base 1 to 2337 and encodes 778 amino acids. Lineage: Eukaryota; Fungi; Ascomycota; Sordariomycetes; Hypocreales; Nectriaceae. The transcript has 2 exons.
AUGAUUACGGCGGUGAUAUCGAAACAAGAUGUCCUCAAGGGUUGGGCUUCAUGGACCCAGUGGUCACUGGUUUGCGAAAAUACUGACAGUAAGCUCAAGGCCAAUGAUACCAUCCGCCUUACCGCCGCAGAAGUGACUAGAAUACGCUCAUCCUCUGCUUCUUACGACCGUCACGACCUUAACGCGCCCACGACCCCUGCCCAACACCAGCAACGCCAGCACUCAAGAAUUCCUAGCUCCAGCUCACGGCCACUGUUCAAUCAGAUCCAGGAUCCUAUUGAGCGACUCUCUACGCCCCGAAGUCUUCGUCGAACCCCAAAGUUUGACGCACCUCCGAGUCCAGCUCCCGAGCCUCGUAAAUUUCACCGCCGAGCCGCAUCCCUUGGUUUUGAACCCAGGAGGACCGUCGCGCCCGUUGACGAUUUACCGGAAAGUCAUCCCACUGUAUUGGGACUUGUUCCCGUUCGCUCAGCGCAGCCUCAAGCUCCUCGACCCCGCCGGCGGCUUUCACAAGACUUAACCGAGGACCCUGACGAGGUCUCUUCCGAACAUCCCCCGUCCCCUCCGAGACGAGCUCUCUCUGUGCCUGCACAUUACCCAGAUCCGCACCCUGUACUUAAGAUCUCCAAGCAUACCCACAGCGCCAUCCUCUUUGCACUCGAGGAGGCGCUGCGCAACCCCAAUCCUUUCACCCCAGAUCUUGAAGAGGAAUCUGCAAGCAUGGCCGACCUCAUGGCUUCUGGAGGUAUACCUCCACCCUCCAACGGCAAGCCUGCCCCUCCGUUCCGCCCAGGCUCAGCUCCUGGCCAAUCGGGCUCGCCCUCCGGAAUUAGAGGUCCGAGAAUGAUCAUGCAGGAACGUGCAGCUCGUGAAGCUCGACAACGCGCAGAGGCCGAGGCGCAACAGCGCGAGAGAGCCGAGCAAGAGGCGCGCAUUUUGGAGCAAGCUCGCAGAGCAGAAGAACAGCGUAGAUCUGCUUCUGGCAUUGCUGGUGGGCAGGGUACUGACACGGAAGCGCGUCAAUCCAUGAACCCCCAGCGACAGGCGCAAACUGCACCUGAUAAUACAUCAGCUCGUCCUCGAGCAAACACUACCGGACAAGCACCACAAAAUCGAACCAAUCGAUCUGGUACCACCAACCAACCACCCCCUCAAACGUUUACUGGCUCAGCACCAGGAACACAACCUAACUUUGCUGCUCAAGGUGCGGAGAGUGGUAACCAAGGAGGCACCAGUGGUUCGAAACCACGCAACUCCUUUCCUCAUGCCUUUGAGCGCUGGGAGACGUUAUCUGCCCAUUGGGAGGGUCUUACCAGCUACUGGAUCCGUAAGCUCGAGCAAAACAAGGAUGAGAUGAAUCGGGAUCCUCUGAACCAGCAACUGGCCCGCCAGGUCACAGAUCUGUCGGCUGCUGGUGCCAACCUGUUUCAUGCUGUCGUUGAGCUUCAGCGUCUCCGUGCAAGUUCUGAACGAAAGUUCCAACGCUGGUUCUUCGAAACACGUGCGGAACUAGAGCGCGCACAAGAAGUAAACGCUAUGCUGGAAGCUGCUUUGGACCAGGAGCGUCAAGGCCGAGCUAAUGCCAUCCGAGACGCUGUCGAAAACGAGCGUGGAACUUCAAAGGCGCAGAAGCAGCUUGCUGAGAUGCGCAAGGAGCUGUCCAUAUCCAAAGAAGAGGCACGCCGAGCAUGGGAGGAACUCGGACGACGCGAGCAGGAGGAGCGUGACAGAACAUUGUCUCUUCAAUCAGGGCAACCUACCAUUGUUGGAGGAGUUCAGGUUGUUCCAAUGACUCAAGGCGGACCCAGACAUCACAGCAGUCGAGCUCAAGGGGCUUACCAAACUGAAUAUGGAUCUGGCUACCCACCUGAAGCAACAUUGUCUCCCCAGCAUCAACCUCCCGCGGCCAGUGCUGGCAAUCAAUACCGCCAGCAAGGACUUCAAGCACCAAUGUCUGAGGGUGGUUACAGCGAAGGUGAGUACGUGAUCGAUGCAAAUGGCAACUUCUUGUUGGAUGCCCAAGGAAAUAAGAUUCCCUUCGCUGCACCACCUUCCACUUACUCUGGUUCUGAUGCUGAAGCAGAAGAGUAUGCAACACCUGCCACCACCGUGCCACCAAGCGGUAAGCAAGAUUCCCCCUCAACUUCUACUGGAGGGGGAAGUGGUGGCAAUGGUGGCCAGUGGACUGGCACACACUCGGAGCCCCAGGAUUAUACUGGUCAAGGGUAUGGUACUCCUGGUUGGGAAACAGUCCCUCGCCAUCACCAUCCUACCCGGCUGAGCGAUGUCAUGGAAGAGGAGGAUGAACGCAGCCGAGCCAGCACGAGCCGUGUUUAG